Messenger RNA from Argentina anserina (silverweed cinquefoil), 1107 nucleotides. RefSeq names its product peptidyl-prolyl cis-trans isomerase FKBP18, chloroplastic. The transcript is spliced from 7 exons. Gene Ontology annotation, cellular component: chloroplast thylakoid lumen. The record is from RefSeq and is a predicted model, not a curated record. The coding region runs from base 3 to 728 and encodes 241 amino acids. Gene Ontology annotation, molecular function: peptidyl-prolyl cis-trans isomerase activity. Lineage: Eukaryota; Viridiplantae; Streptophyta; Magnoliopsida; Rosales; Rosaceae.
CCAUGGCAUCAUCACCAAUAAGGUGCUUGCAUCUGCCGUCACAGUUGCACCACCAAACCCAGUUCGCUGGCAGUUCAAUUUGGAAACCCAGCAACACUAGGAGAACCCAAGUCCAUGUAGUCAACGCAGAGCAGCAAAAUGAAGCAGCAGCAGCCAUUUCAAGAAGAUCAUGCGCCAAUAUUCUCAUCACUUGGCUGCCGGCUGCUCUGACCCUCAUUUCGGCGUCUCCAGCAUACUCCGAGGCCAGACUGAGACGCAACAGGAAAGCCAUACCUCUUGAAGACUACAAAACUACCCCAGCUGAUGGAUUGAAAUAUUAUGAUCUGGUCGAGGGAAGGGGUCCAGUAGCUGAGAAAGGUUCUACAGUUCAGGUUCACUUUGAUUGCUUAUAUCGUGGGAUUACAGCAGUAUCAAGCAGGGAAUCCAAGAUCCUGGCUGGAAAUCGUAUUAUUGCCCAGCCUUACAUCUUCAAAGUUGGCGCUCCUCCUGGGAAAGAACGAAAGCGAGAGUUUGUGGACAAUGCAAAUGGUCUAUUUUCUGCACAAGCUGCUCCAAAACCCCCACGAGCAAUGUACUCAGUAACUGAAGGGAUGAAAGUAGGGGGAAAGCGAACUGUGAUUGUUCCUCCAGAGGCUGGAUAUGGUCCAAAGGGCAUGAAUGAGAUCCCUCCUGGAGCAACAUUUGAACUGAAUCUGGAGCUUUUGCAACUGAAUCCACCUUCAGACUGAUGAGAGUGAUCGAGCAGCCUGAUACAGGUUUCAUCAGUGUGCAACUGUGCAUCUUACCAUAACUGUCCAUCUAUGAAGUGACGGGUUUUGUUUUGGCAUGUACAGUUGACAGACUUCUUGUACUAUACUGUCAUCAAUUCCUUGUCAGAGCAUCCUAGGCUCCUAUCAGCUGGUAUUAGUUGAUUUAGUUUCCAGGUUCAAACUACAGAGUACAGAAGGCUGAUUAUUAACUCUAUAUGUAUCACUGCAUGCGUGGGUUUUACUACAGCUAGAAGUUAUUAUUAGGGUUGCAUGCUAGAUGAAGCUCUAGAGUUUUCUAAAUUUUCAGAAAACAAUUUUAAGAAAGAUUUAUGAUUUGAUCGCAUUAUCAUAGCUUCAU